CUAGUGGUAUGUAAAUUCUCUGUACAAGCAUCCCCUAGAUUAAACAGUGUCAGUCUGUAUCUGAAUGGGCCCGAUACGAUCUUUAUUAAAACACAUCCAUCCAGAUACAGUUUCAGGUCGGUAAUGGCUUGUAAGAUAUCCAUGAGCCUACACACGGAGUUCGCACUGCUUGGCGCCUGGCGGUACAAAGUCCAUGUGGUACUAUGCUGCUGAUAUGUGGAUACAGGCCCGCGGCCUACCGCCGGCGGCAUUCGCAUCGAAUGCCGUGGUGGUAUACACGCCGGUCUAUAAGCGCAGAUCUGCCAUCUCAU
This is a messenger RNA of Staurois parvus, 311 nucleotides long. The record is from the annotation of a GenBank genome assembly. NCBI's taxonomy places the organism in Eukaryota, Metazoa, Chordata, Amphibia, Anura, Ranidae.